Pseudomassariella vexata is the source of this 980-nucleotide messenger RNA. Its product is annotated as S-glutathione synthase. Gene Ontology annotation, biological process: formaldehyde catabolic process. The transcript has a single exon. NCBI's taxonomy places the organism in Eukaryota, Fungi, Ascomycota, Sordariomycetes, Amphisphaeriales, Pseudomassariaceae. Bases 340 to 912 code for a protein of 190 amino acids. The record is from RefSeq and is a predicted model, not a curated record. Gene Ontology annotation, molecular function: zinc ion binding; S-(hydroxymethyl)glutathione synthase activity.
CAUACAUCAUCUGUACUGUAUGGGAAGGCCCUGCAAUCCUUCCCGGCAAAGUUGAUUAACCGCCAGCUCAUCCGAGAGCGAGCCAACUGCAUCAUCCACACGUCCAUGGCGAAGGCAACAAGGCGGGGGGAUGACAUCGACCACAAGUUUAUUUCUCCAACGCAUAUCGGUAAUUGUAUUGCCUCGAGACUGAGGUAGUAUUUGAAUAGCAGCACGCGCAGUCCUCUCCCCUUCUUUACACCAACUUUAGCUUUAUUGACUGAAUCAUCCUCAACAGUUCUACAUAUCCCCUGAAAACAGGGAACAGUCAAGGAAGAUCAAACAAUCUAUUUAUCUACCAUGGCGCCUCCUCUUCAUCCCCUUAUUGAUCACGGUAUCACCAAGGGAAGCCCUAGCUUUUUGGGUGGCAAGCUGUGCUGCCACUGCCAGAACGAUGCCGUUGAGGUUACAAUCUCAGGGAACGUCGCCCACAACCAUGCCUGCGGAUGCUCCAAGUGCUGGAAGCCAAAGGGCGCACUCUUCUCCAUCGUUGCUGUCAUCCCAAGAGACCAACUCAAUGUGACGGCCAAUGGAGACAAACUCCAUAUCGUCGACAAGGGUGCAACUAUUCAACGAAACGCCUGUAAGGAGUGUGGUGUGCACCUCUUUGGUCGAAUUGAGAAGGAACAUGCCUUCAAGGGUCUGGAUUUCGUACACGUGGAACUAUCGAAGCAGCAGGGCUGGCAGGAGCCCCAAUUUGCCGCCUUUGUUUCAUCCAUCAUCGAGCAAGGAUUUGAUCCCAGAGGCAUGGACGAGGUUCGCACCAAAUUCAAGUCGCUCGGGCUCGAGACUUAUGAUACUUUGUCUCCUCCUCUCAUGGAUGCUAUCGCAACUUGGACGGCGCAGAAAGCAGGGCUGUUGCCUUCGGACUAGUAUGGAAAGUAGCACAUAAGAGAUCAGAUGGGAGGGAAGCAUUGAUCGGUACAUCUCACUAAAGCACC